AUGGAAAAUUCAACAAAGAGGGUGAAUUGGAAGAAAGUUAUCAAUACAAGUUGGGAGGAAGAACCCCUCCGACGGAGGCGGUGCAUCGGGGCGCGUAUCGAGAUCGCUGAGGAGCGCCAGAACAGCAUUGAUCGCCACAAUCUGAGCUUGAACCAGGCGAAUCUGGGUUUAAUUCAGCGCGCCGAGGGGUUGUGA
Messenger RNA from Penicillium samsonianum, 195 nucleotides. RefSeq lists its product as uncharacterized. The transcript has 2 exons. NCBI's taxonomy places the organism in Eukaryota, Fungi, Ascomycota, Eurotiomycetes, Eurotiales, Aspergillaceae. Bases 1 to 195 code for a protein of 64 amino acids. The record is from RefSeq and is a predicted model, not a curated record.